UAAAAACAUAUGAGAAUAGAGUUAACUGCGCUAUGAAAGCUUCUUCCUCAACUGCUUCACUUUUACUCGUACCUAGCCAAACGAAAUGACACACAAACACGUUUGAUAGCGGGGAAAGUGCAUUUCCAGCGGUCCUUGUGUGCUGGUCGGGCUGUCACAGGAAUCACUAAACUCAGAUGGGUCAGGCACUGUGGAGGCUGCCUCCCAGACAACAGCAGCAGCUUCAGGAAGAGCUAGCCGACCGACUGGCUGACCACGAAGGAGGAAGACAAGAGCCAGGGAGAGAUGGAGGCCCACAGAGAAGAGCUCCUCAGCACUGUUAUGGCCCUGACAUCUACCAUCUGCUGAGAACACGCAGGGGAGGUAAAGAGCAACAUGGUUUUAUAGACUUGGAGAUGCUGCCACCAGAGUUAGGCAUCACCAUCCUGUCAUACCUGAAUGCUACUGAUCUGUGCCUGGCUGGCUGUGUGUGGCAGGACCUGGGAAAUGAUGAAUAUCUAUGGCAGGGGCUGUGUAAGUCCACAUGGGGUCACUGCUCCAUCUACAACAGAAGACUACCUGCUGGUUUCUCGUAUAGAAGACUAUAUCUGCAACUAGAUGAAGGCUGCCUGACAUUCAAUGCAAACCCACAGGAGGGUAUCAGUUAUUUCAUGUCUAAAGGCAUACUAGUGGAUCAUCCCACUGAGCUGGCUAAGUUCAUCUUCCUCACCAGACGGCUCAACUGGAAAAUGCUGAGAAUUUACCUGGACGAGAGGCGGGAUGUUCUGGACGAGUUGGUGACCCUCCAUAACUUCAGUAAUCAGUUCCUCCCCAAUGCUCUGCGGGAUUUCUUCAGACACAUCCACGCACCGGAGGAGAGAGGAGAGUAUCUGGAAACACUCAUCACCAAGUUCAGCCACAGAUUUUGUACCUGCAACCCUGUACUUGUCCGAGACCUGGGCCUCAGUCCAGAUGCGGUGUAUGUGCUGUGCUACAGUCUGAUCCUGCUGUCCAUCGACCUGACCAGCCCUCACGUCAAAAACAAAAUGUCCAAGAGGGAGUUUAUCAGGAACACUCGCCGAGCAGCCCAUAAUGUCUCUGAUGACUUUGUUGGCCACCUGUAUGACAACAUAUACCUGAUUGGCCAUGUGGCUGCGUAGCUUCACCUACCAAUUGGCCGACAGAAAUCCUCACACUGCACUGAAGAAUGGGAAUUGCUGAUUGGGUUCCUAUAUGUGUCUGGAAAGUAUGGAACAUUGUGGAAAUGGAUUUUAACCGUUUUAACGUCCUUCGAGGAAUAUAACAGCUCAAAAUCUUAAUAGAAAGAUUAAAAACAAAAACAAUUCACCUCUGCACUGUGAGAUAGACUGUGCCACUAAAUAUUAAGAAUGUUAUUAGGUUUCAGUCAAAUGUGUGAAACAUUUGAAAUGUCUUUAAAACCAAGCCACUGCAAAGAAAGAAAUUUAAAGUGGAACCAUGAAGACACGCUCUGAUAUUGCACUGACGGUCGGGGACUACUGAUUGGUGGAAGGACGAGGAGCAGAAUUGUCCUCAGCCUGGCACAGACGAUCAUUCAUGCUGACUUUCUUUUGGAAUCUAGCGGCUUCACGGUCACCAGUCAUAUAAAAACUGGUCCAUUCUUGUAGAAUGUUAAUACUAGGCUAACACAAGAUGAAUCACUAAUAUUACUAGUAGCACUUACCAGUGUAACCAAGCUACGCUGGAGCCAUUCAGCAGUCAGUUGACCUUGAAACAUUGUCCAGUGGUAACAACCAGAAUGUCCAAGUGUCAAGAUUCACCUAGACCUGCGUAUCUGUGGCUCGUACAAGAAGGUUUUUUGUUUGUUCGUGUGUUUGUUUUCAUUUAAGGAGUAAAAUGAACAGGACAACAACGUAUUGCCUCUAGUGGCGCACUAUGUAAUAAUUUAACACAAUUUAAAAAGUUUCAUAAAUAGCUUCUGGUUGUUUGGCUAUGAAAUCAAUUUGAUGAUCACCCAGCUAAAAGCCAAGUGAAAUACAACAAGGGUUAUCGUCAGUGUUGUAGGAAACAACUAGCUAAAUAUAACAUAAGCUUCUGUCUACAUCCUUUGUUAAACUGAAUGUAUUAAAACGUAUCCUUACACGUGACAUUAAGGAAAUAUUUAAUCACACUGCUCCAAAGGUAACUGUUUGUGCUGCAGGUAGUGUUGCAGCAGCUUUGUCAUACUGCUAUACAAAGAAAAUGAAAAACAGAAAGUAGCGUUUGUUAAAUCAGAGUCUGUGGAUUGACCUGAAACUAAUUCUGGCAUAUGAUUGUAGUCGAGUGUAAGGAAGGAGUGUAAGGAUUGUGUUACAAACAUGUAGGAUUUUCAUCAAGUCAUCUUGCAAUUCGGUUUUUUUUCCUUUUUUUUUGGGGGGGGGGGGGGGCACUCUUGAAUUGCAAUGGAUGGACAAAACCACUGGCUGAAUUUUAAGUUGGUAGUUAAAGCAUAUUAUUUUAAGGUCAUGAAGUUCUUGUGUGUUAAAAACAUACUGCUUUUAUUGUAUGUAUAUACAUACAGCAGAUUUACCUUAAAUUCCUGCUUUUGUUUUUUAAAAUCUC
Molecule: messenger RNA, 2559 nt
Organism: Scomber scombrus (Atlantic mackerel)
Lineage: Eukaryota; Metazoa; Chordata; Actinopteri; Scombriformes; Scombridae
Gene: fbxo8
Product: F-box protein 8
Exons: 8
Coding region: 177-1139 (320 amino acids)
Biological process (GO): regulation of ARF protein signal transduction
Molecular function (GO): protein binding; guanyl-nucleotide exchange factor activity
Source: RefSeq, a predicted model, not a curated record